Molecule: messenger RNA, 1874 nt
Organism: Aspergillus pseudotamarii
Lineage: Eukaryota; Fungi; Ascomycota; Eurotiomycetes; Eurotiales; Aspergillaceae
Exons: 3
Coding region: 535-1494 (319 amino acids)
Source: RefSeq, a predicted model, not a curated record
AGACAAUGGGUGCGCUGCAUGUUAGUGGAUUCUGUACUACCCAACCAAAACCAAAGAUACCCAGGUUCGGAUCUUCGGGCAACGGUUUCAAGGAUCCUUAACCCUGUCAGUCAUUUCAUUGUUUAGCGUCAAUGGGUGAUUAAGUAAAGCUUCGGUUUCGGAGAAGAAAUCUAGGAUAACUGACUCUUACACGAACAGAAACCAAGGACUGGCCCUUCUUCCAUCAUCCUUAUUGCAUUGUUGAUAGGUCUCAUGCAUGCACACUGUUUGUUGCUAAGGUAUUUGGCUGGGUAUUAUUAUUAUUAUUUUUUUCUUUUGCGGUUCAAAGAGUGGCCCUUGGGUUUGGUAUGCUUUGACCCUUUGGAUUCUCAAUCAAGGGGGGAGGGGAUUUCUCUUGUCGUCAACUUUCAUAUAUAGUCAGUCAACUUACUCUUUACUUCUCGGACGUUCUACUUUAACGAAUUCAUCGCUCAUAUUAUCCUCUUUUAAUCCAACCCCUCAACCAUCUUGUGAUCCAUCACAAUUCUCCAAAGAAUGGCACCAGAAGUGGCCUCCGCGCCCAUUUCAACUCCAAGAUCACGGCCUCGAGCUGCAACGGCGAUGCAACCAGCCACUACACCGCCAGCCAUAUCUUCUCGACGUCCGUCGCAAGUAAUGAGUCCGCCCGCUCUCCCACUUGCGCCGGUUGCAUAUACAGGGAGUUCUGGACCUGGAGGCAAUGAUCAGGGCAGUGUGAGAUCGGCCUCCGGUCCAUUGAGACACCCAAAGCCUCUUACGCCGUCAGACAUCCACUCAAUGCUUGAACAAGAACAAGAGGCGAUGGUUAACCGUCUGUCAAGAGAGCUGUCUCUCCUCCGACAACAAACAGCUUCUGUGGCAUCGACAACUUCCUCUACAUCUACCACCUUCAAUGACCAGUCAGAUGCCCUGCAAGCCUCCUCUUACUUAUCUUCCUCAACGCAUCCUACAGCAUCACGGCGUCACCGUUCCUCGUCAAGCCUGAGCUCCUCAUACAUCCCAGCCGUCCAGGGCUCAAGAAUAGGAAGCGGUGCUGGGAUCAUUCCAUCGCGAGAUGUUCCUUUAUCGUCUUCCCGUCCGGGUCGGAGUCGAGAGCCGUCCUUCACCUCUCCGCGACAGUCAGAAGGAACACUACCACUAUCUCCUGCAUCAGCACAGCAGUCACAAAGUGAUCCAUUCUCGAACUAUGUCUCCGGAUCGCAUCCGUACCCCCACCGUAAUUCGCUCUCUCAACAACGGUCACGAACUACUUCUAUAUCCCGCCCGGAUGAGAUCACACGACAACGUGGGGAAUUGGAGAUACUAAAACGGGAAAACGAAGGGCUCCGGCGCCGUGUUCGAGAUCUUGAACUCGUUCUUCGAAAACAUCGUGAACGGGAUCCGAUUGUGACAGAUCAAGUAGCAUCCGGAACCAUUGCCGCUAUUACAGAUGAAUUGAACAAAGCAUCUGUAACAAAAGUGGAUGAUACCAAUUGAGGCAGCAAAGAGACCGUAUUAUUAUUGAGUGAUUAUCUGUUUAGUUAGGCAGGAAGAGUCCUAGAUGGAUUCAGGAAUAGGUAAUGGUUGUCGAUAAGUGCUAAGAAAUUGUCUACUCGUUUUCGCUCGCAUUCUUACCCUUUCUUUCACCUCAAUUGGCCUUUAGCCGCCGAUCCGUGAUUCAAAAAUAGCCAUCCUAGCGUUUCUUACGGAAAAUACUUCUGCCUUCUAGCACCAGCCAUCCACAUCAUAAUUACUUGCCGUCACAUGUUGAUGACGACUCCCCACUGUGGCUGUGCAACGUGCCCCUCUCCCACACGUCAUCUGUGGCUCGACUGCACCGCUGAAAUAAAUACUCCUGAAUUGUUCUUCCCAGCGCA